AUGCAAACUAGCAGACCCUCGUCUGUCUCUCACAAGCCGGCAUGGUCCCCUCAAUCAUGGAGGUCUCAGCCGGUGCAUGAGCAGCGAAUUAUCUAUGCUGAUGAAAGCCACCUUCAUGCUGUCUUAACAAGACUCUCGGAGCUCCCUCCCCUUGUCACUCCGGCGAGGAUUGAAGCAGCGCGAAAGCGAUACGCUGCAGCGGCGCGAGGGGAGGCUUUCUUGCUUCUAGGGGGUGAUUGCGCAGAGAGCUUUGACGACACAAAAGAUCACAUCAUAGCUCAGAAAAUAGAGCUUCUAUACAGCCAAGCUCGCCGUAUUGAAGCCGCCACGGGGCUUCCCGUGCACAUCAUGGCCAGGAUAGCGGGCCAAUAUUCCAAGCCUAGAUCUAAGCUCACCGAAAUAACGUCUGAUGGCCGCGAAGUAUCGGCUUUCAGGGGACACAAUGUCAAUGGCCCUGCCAUCACAGACCGGGAGCCCGAUCCGAACAGGCUCUUACACGGAUAUUGGCACUCUGUAGCCAUCCUGCACAAGUUGGUCUCUACCGGUGUACCACUCGCUACUGCACACGAAGCUCUGCAUUUGCCCUUUGAGAGCUCGUUAACCAAAGGAGGCUACAAUACCUCUGCUACAUUUCUCUGGAUAGGGGAUCGCACUCGCCAGCUUGACGGUGCUCACCUCGAAUAUGUCAGAGGUCUCCGCAACCCGAUUGGCGUCAAGAUUGGUCCCACAACCAAUGCAACCGAUGUUGUUCAAAUCCUUGAAUCCAUUUGUGGCAAGGACAGUCCCAGUGAGCCGGGCCGUGUUACACUGAUCACUCGCAUGGGUGCCGAUCAAGUAAAGUCCAAGCUGCCGGCAAUUCUGGCUGCUGUUAAGAAAAGCCCAUAUUUACCCGUUUGGAUGUGCGAUCCUUGCCACGGCAACACCUUCUCCCACCAAGGCAACAAGACAAGGAGCUUGGAGGUGAUGCUGAGGGAAGUCAAGUACACCAUUGAUGCUUUAGCCGCGCAUGGCUUGCAUCUGGGUGGGUUGCAUUUGGAGCAAACUGGGGAACAGGUGGUCGAGUGUGUCGAUGCCGUUCCUGAUGAGCUAGACCAUGUCGAUUUGCGGAGCAAUUAUAAGAGCCUUUGCGAUCCCCGGCUUUCAAGGGAGCAGGCCCAAAGAUUUGUGGACAAGGUUUCGGACAUGCUGAGUGAUGUUGAAAAAGUUGGAAAGCAACGUUGUAGAGAUGGUCAGGAGGAGUACAGAGCUCGGUUUUUGGGUACUCCUCCUAGUGUAUCACCUCUGGAGUUGAUACCAUCUUUGGUUCAUGGGGUGCCCCGCGUAUCGAUUUGA
Metarhizium acridum CQMa 102 is the source of this 1332-nucleotide messenger RNA. RefSeq lists its product as uncharacterized. The record is from RefSeq and is a predicted model, not a curated record. Gene Ontology annotation, biological process: aromatic amino acid biosynthetic process. Lineage: Eukaryota; Fungi; Ascomycota; Sordariomycetes; Hypocreales; Clavicipitaceae. Gene Ontology annotation, molecular function: 3-deoxy-7-phosphoheptulonate synthase activity.